Messenger RNA from Labrus bergylta (ballan wrasse), 706 nucleotides. NCBI's taxonomy places the organism in Eukaryota, Metazoa, Chordata, Actinopteri, Labriformes, Labridae. The record is from RefSeq and is a predicted model, not a curated record.
GGAAUUUUUGGUUUUUGUAUUGUUUUUCACUUGACCAUGUCGUCAUCUUUUUGCGACCGCUCUUGUUCCUUUCCAGGAAGUUAAAUUGAAAGGAGAGUGUUACUGCUAAGAAGAACGGGACACGAUGUCGGGAAGUUUUUAUUUCGUCAUGGUUGGUCAUCAUGACAAUCCUGUGUUUGAGAUGGAGUUUCUGCCAGCUGGGAAGCCUGAAUCAAAGGAUGACCACCGCCACCUGAACCAGUUUAUUGCACAUGCAGCACUGGAUUUGGUGGAUGAAAACAUGUGGCUGUCCAACAAUAUGUAUCUGAAGACUGUGGACAAGUUCAACGAGUGGUUUGUGUCUGCCUUUGUCACUGCAGGUCAUACAAGAUUCCUCAUGCUGCAUGAUGUGCGACAAGAAGAUGGCAUCAAAAACUUCUUCAAUGAUGUUUAUGAUUUAUACAUAAAGUUUGCUAUGAAUCCAUUCUAUGAAAUCAACGCACCAAUCCGCUCAACAGCUUUUGAGAGGAAAGUACAGUUUCUUGGAAAGAAACAUCUCCUGAAUUAAUCACUCAACAUGCACAAAAAUGUUGAUGCAUCGUGUCUGUCUGCCGAGUAUAUCAUUUUAUACUUGCUUGUUAUGUCUGUCUUUACUGUUUGACAAAUGUUGUAAAUAUUUACCACACGUGAAUUUAAUAUUAAAAUGAAUCUUUCUUUUAGAUCUUAA